AUGCUAAACAACGAAAAUCUUUUAGACGUCAGCCUAAACGACUUGCUCAACAGAAUGAUCGCAAAGAAUGAAAACGUGACCCCACCAAAUUACUUCAGUGCAAAAGAAUGUCUGGAGCAUUUUUCUCUCACAGAUGCUAAUAAAAGAUACGAUCGAGAAUUUUCCUUCGAUCAGCCAAAGGACGAUAAGGCAUGGAGGUCGAAGAAUGCGAGAAACAAAGCUAUUCUGUGGAGAUUGUUAGAAACACCAACUGCCAGAAUCAACUUUCACAUUGAACCAAAUGGAAACCGACAAUCGAUGCCUAAUCAAAGAGCUCCAAUCGAGAGAUUCAAGCCCGAGAACUACAUAAAUGCUUUCUAUAAAAGCAAAGACGAAUCACGACAAGACUUCCGAAUUCCACAGGGAUACUCGCAAAAUAAAACACUUCCAAAUCAAGCUCAUCAAAUGCACAAAUGCUUAUCACAUCCAAUCGAACUCCAAGUGAUCACCCACAAAGACUACUACGAUACUCUCUUCGCUUUUCUCUACCUGCCGUGCGUCGACAUUGGUGUGAACUUUGUUGGAGAGUAUAACAAAGCCAGUCCGGGCUGGAAACGGGUGGCUUGCAAAAGAUAUUCGUGUGAAAAGCUGGACAAAUCUCUUGAUGGGUACAUUCGGCUGUGGCGUGAGCUGCAAGUCUGCCAGAUGACAAAUCAUAAAAACAUUGCAAAGUUUUACGAGUUUUUCCCGGAAUGGUCUGAGCAAAGCAUUUCGCAUAUCUGGCUAGUAUCAGAGAGAUCGGAUAUGACAUUGAAGCAGUAUUACGAAGCCGUUAACGGCAAAGGGAUCGAUGUGGAAAAGUUGAGGAUAAUACUUGCUCAAAUACUCGAGGCGCUCAGCUACCUACACAAGAAAGGGAUAAUGCAUCGGGCUAUUCGACCAGAAAACAUUGGUGUUCAAGAAAACAACGGUCGACUCGUACUCAAACUCUUUAACUUUGGUCUGUCCAGAGAGCCG
Molecule: messenger RNA, 996 nt
Organism: Mesorhabditis belari
Lineage: Eukaryota; Metazoa; Nematoda; Chromadorea; Rhabditida; Rhabditidae
Source: the annotation of a GenBank genome assembly